This is a messenger RNA of Symsagittifera roscoffensis, 4215 nucleotides long. RefSeq names its product kinesin-like protein KIF27. The coding region runs from base 43 to 4083 and encodes 1346 amino acids. Lineage: Eukaryota; Metazoa; Xenacoelomorpha; Acoela; Convolutidae. Gene Ontology annotation, biological process: spindle elongation; microtubule-based movement; mitotic spindle organization. Gene Ontology annotation, cellular component: microtubule associated complex. Gene Ontology annotation, molecular function: ATP binding; microtubule motor activity; microtubule binding. The transcript has 10 exons. The record is from RefSeq and is a predicted model, not a curated record.
GUUGUGAUAAACUUAUUAAAUAGAUGAAUUUAAUGAUUUGGAAUGACUGGAAUGCAUGAGGUUCCCCUGAAGGUAGCUGUGAGGCUGAGGCCGCUGGUGGGUAGGGAGAAUGUGGACCAACUGUGCAUUAGGGUUCAGCCGGACAGGAAACAGAUCAUUCUGGGCAAAGACAGGGCCUUCACGUUCGACUAUAUAUUCCCGCCUGACAGUGACCAAGUAGACGUGUUCCAGACACUCUGUGUCCCCUUGAUCAAACAGUGCUUCCAAGGCUAUAACGGGACUAUCUUCGCCUAUGGACAAACUGGGUCGGGCAAGACACACACGAUAGAAGGAGAGUCGGAUGACGAAUCUCAUGUGGGAAUAGUUCCCCGCUCGAUCGACUUCAUCUUCGCAGAAAUGGAUUCUGUCAGCCAGGAGAAAGAUCACCAGUUUUCGGUGAAGGUAUCCUUCAUUGAGAUCUACAAAGAGGAGUUGCAUGAUUUGCUGGAUAGUGAGAACUACCCCUUCAAGAACCUCCACAUCCGAGAGGACGAGAAAGGAAACACGACUGUGAUCAAUGCUCGGGAAGUCUCCUGCUCCAGUGCCGAGGAGGUGCUAGAGUACGCCGAGUUGGGAGCGACGAUGAGACGCACAGAAGCGACUCAGAUGAACGAACGCUCAAGUCGCUCUCACUCCAUUUUCACUCUCAUUCUAGAACGAAGAAGUGACCCCCCCUCCUCUCAUAACUCAAGUGGCUCUGAAAUCGACUGUUUAUCCUCGAAGAUACAUUUUGUAGACUUGGCAGGAAGCGAGAGGGCCUCCAAAACUGGGAACAUCGGAGAGAGAUUCAAGGAAUCGAUUCAUAUCAACACUGGUUUACUCGCUCUAGGAAAUGUGAUCAGUGCUCUAAGCGACAACAAACGAAAAGCGGGACACAUACCGUAUAGGGAUGCCAAAAUUACCCGCCUGUUGAAAGACUCUUUGGGUGGGAAUUCGAAUACGGUCAUGAUAACUUGUGUUUCGCCAACAUUCAAUAACUUUGACGAGAGUCUGAAUUCGUUGAAGUAUGCUAACCGCGCAAAGAAUAUCCGAAACAAACCGAUAGUGAAUCGCGAUUCGCAAAGCAUGCGGUUCGAAGCACUCCAAUCGGAAAUAAUGUCCCUGAAGGAAGAGCUGCAGCGCGAAAAGUCUUCCAAAACAAGUCACCAAACUCAAAAUGACGACAACGUUACUGCUCUUGAGAGCAAGUUAGAAAGUGCAGCAAAUACAGAACACAGGUUGAAGGAUGCCAUUUUAUACGCCAAGUAUUUGAUGGACCAAAAAGUAGCUCAGGAAAUUACAGAAGACGAUUUCAUGCGUGAGGUGAAAAACUGGAAUCAUGGUCUUACCGAUCCAGAAGUGGAGAUUCCGAAAAUGGACCAGCUAGUGGCCUCGAAAGUAGAACAAUUACGAGGCCAAGUGAAGCAGUUGACAAACGAUUUGGCAUUGGAUGAGCAGAUUUUUAACCAGAAAGCUCAAGAGAUGAGUGCUCUGAAUGCUAAAUUGAAUGACAGCACUACUAGAGAGCAACAGCUGCAGGAAGAGAACCAGAAAAUGCGCCAGGAACUGACAACAUGCAAGAAUCAUAUCAGAGAGCAACAGGAUGUAAUUAUUGAGUUGCAGAAGAUGGUCAAUGAGCAGAAAAGAUCGAUAGAAGUGAUGGUAAGUCAAGGUCAGGGUGCGCAGAGUCAUUACCCGGAGUCGUUUCCGCGUCCUGCCAAAUCAGCGCCUGUGAGACGAGUGACUGACCAAAAUAACUUUUCACACGGAGACGCAAGAAACUUCCACACGAGUCCUUCAGUGUACAACAUGGACAAGAUUGUGCAGAGUUUCAGAGCCAAGUCGCAAAUGUUGGCAACGCAAUGGGAAGAAGGGGACGAGGUGCUUCGAGAUAAUUUCGACGAUGACUCAGCCUCGAAAUCGAAGAACAAUGCAAAUGAGGAGCCGUCGGCAGUUGCGAUGCAGCGUCCUACCAGCAAUUGGUCAGUCUCGAAAGUGAAGGCGGCCUCAAACCCCAAAAGACCUCAACUGAAUUCAAAGAAACCAGUCUUCAGUACAACCACAAUGCAGCAGCUGCUGAAGCUGCCAGAAAUCCACAGUCUGAGAGCGAGUGCGAACUAUUCGAAAGAUGACAUUGAAAAGGCGAAUGGACAGAUUAAAGAAGCUAACAAGAAAAUGAGAGAACUGGCGUUGGCCAUUCGUUUGAAAGAAGAGUUGAUGCGUGAAAUGAUUAAAACAGGGAAAGAGGCUUCAUCGGCGAAGAAGUUGCUGAAAGAAGACUCGGGAUCUGGUGACAGUGUUAAUACUAAUACGCCCAAUAAGAACAGCGGGGCUUCAAGUGGAAAGAGAACCGGUAGCAGCAAAGAUGGAGUUAACCUAGCAGCUUCUAUUCAGAAUCAAGUCGACAAAAAGGUGUCUGACUUGACGGUGGAGCUGCAGAAGAUGAGAUCGCAGUAUGACCAAGUGCAGAAGAGACUGAAGGAGGAGACUGACAAGAAGUGUGUGAUGGAGAAGGGCAUGAUUGCCAACACACACAAAGUGAAGGAGUUGGAGACCAAGUUGGACCAACAGCAGAAGAUACUCAAGAGGAAGAACGAAGAAGUGAAUUUGAUGCGGAAGAGUAGACGUCCCAAUUUCUCCCCCAACAGAAGUGGAAUUCAGCAGGAGCAGCAGCAGCCUAUGAAUGAAGUGGAGGUUGAGAUGGAGAAGCUGAUGCAGAAGAAACAGAUGUUGAACAAGUUGGAGGAAGAGCUAGCCAGAAGAGAACAACUGAUGGCCGAAAAAGAAAACGCGAUCAAGGAGAAAACCCAAAUAGAGGUGAAGAAACUUCGUGCCAGUCAGGUGUUGUCUGGCCAGGCUUUGGAACUAGUAGGCAAAGUUGGACGACUGGACGCCAGUAUCGAAAUGGCAACUGCCAGAGGCGACAAGGAAGACGUUUUGAAUGACUUGGCCAAACAAAGAGACGACUUGCUGAACAAGCGUGACGUAAUUGACGAACAGAUAAGAGAAGGACGUGUUUUGGGAGAUAAUGACGAACGUAAACUAACCGAAUUGGAAGAGGCAGUAGAAAUGCUAGAAGCUGCAAUCGAUUUCAAAUCGGACCAAAUUUCCACUUAUCAAGAGAAAGUAGAGGCUUUGGAAGAGUUCUCCGAACCUAAUUUAUUAAAUAAAGUGUACCAAAUGGAACGACCAGGACUCAUAACAUUACUGACAACUUAUUUCAAAAAGGUAGUAGAUCUUAAAGAGACUGAGAAAAGUUUGACUCUUCAGGAGAAUGAGCUGCUAGUUAAAGUUGACGAGCAGGAAAGAGUCAUUCAAAGCUUACAACACGCUGUCCAUCAGAGCAAAAGUGACUUCGACCGUAGGACGGCCGACAUAAUUAAAGAGUAUGAGAAUAAGACGCAGUUGCUUCUGAAGCAAAUACAAGCUACAGCUAGCAAGCAAGCUAACAGCGAAGAACCGACAGCAAAAAUGGCAACAGAUCCUGUUAUGGAGGUGAAGAUGAAAGAUUUGGAAAGGGAGUUGUUUUACUACAAAACCACAAGCCGCGAUCUGAAAAAGAAAUUGCGCGAACUUGCAGCUUCUGGACUUACAAGUGCGAAUGAUCCGAAGGCUUCAAAUGGAUCCCUUGCCUCGGCCCGAAGUCAACUGUCUAAUGGAAACAAGAUGAAUUUCGCAUCGGAUGAGGUUGUAAACAGUAGACCGAAUACGGGCUCGCACCAGACUCCUCGUUCCUCUCAAGGGCAACAGCUACUGCGGGACGAUCAAAAAGACUCACCCCGAAAUAGGACUCCUUAUUCAGUGCAAUCUAAUGUUACGAGACCCGAAAAAGUUCACAGUGCGAGGGAUACGAAUGCAGCUUCGAAACUUUCGGGCUCGACUGCAAAUGCGGCGCCAUUUACUGGAAGGAACAGUCAAAACUGUGUGUCAGUUGUGAAAUCUAGGAAAGAGUUGAGAGAAAUUGCAGUGCCAGAGUCUAUUUCGAAAUCCACAUUCAGAAAUGAAGCGACAUCUCAGCCGCACACACCGGCAGAUAGUAUGCAAAAGGAUUCGGUCGAUGAAUAAAUCGGUGUCAGAAGCUCAAUUUUAGAAUGUUCGCUUUCUCUGUAGUGCCACGCGCGUCCAUGUUACAAAACUUAGUUUGUGUUUUUUGAGUUUAAAUUGUAUUUAAUGUACAUGUAUAAAUAAAGCUGUUCC